UGCUCUUUUUACCUCUGGGGGGGGAGGAAAGCAAGAUGGCGGAACUAGGGAAAAAGUAUUGCGUGUACUGCUUGGCUGAGGUCAGCUCGCUUCGUUUCCGCUGCACCGAAUGUACCGACAUCGAGCUUUGCCCCGAAUGCUUCUCAGCGGGCGCCGAGAUUGGCCCGCAUAGGCGCUGGCAUGGCUACCAGCUGGUAGAUGGUGGGCGUUUCACUCUCUGGGGUGCCGAGGCCGAGGGUGGCUGGAGCAGCCGCGAGGAGCAGCUCUUACUGGAUGCUAUCGAGCAAUUCGGCUUCGGCAACUGGGAAGAUAUGGCUACUCAUGUUGGAGCAUCACGAACACCUCAAGAAGUUAUGGAACACUAUGUGAGCAUGUAUAUACAUGGAAAUCUUGGAAAAGCCUGCAUUCCUGAUGUUAUUCCUAAUAGAGUGACUGAUCACACAUGCCCGAGUGGUGGUCCACUUUCUCCAAGCCUUACCAUGCCUCUGCCACCUUUAGAUAUAUCAGUGGCUGAACAACAACAGCUUGGAUACAUGCCACUUCGAGAUGAUUAUGAGAUUGAGUAUGAUCAAGAUGCUGAGACUCUAAUUAGUGGCCUUUCAGUUAAUUAUGAUGAUGAUGAUGUAGAAAUAGAAUUAAAAAGAGCUCAUGUGGAUAUGUAUGUAAGAAAACUGAAAGAGAGGCAGCGGCGAAAAAACAUUGCUCGUGACUACAACUUGGUUCCUGCAUUUUUAGGCAAGGAUAGGAGAGAUAAAGAAAAACCUUCAAAACGCAAAACUACAAAAGAAGAAAAGGAACUGAGGUUAAAAUUGAGAUCUCUUUAUCAGUUUAUGUCUUGCAAAGAAUUUGAUGAUUUCUUUGAAAAUCUGCACAAGGAAAAGGUGCUUCGAACAAAAAUAAGAGAACUCCAGCGUUAUCGCCGAAAUGGCAUAACAAAAAUGGAAGAGUCUGCAGAAUAUGAAGCAGCCAGACACAAACGAGAGAAAAGGAAAGAAAAUAAAAACAUUGGUACUUCUAAAAGAGGAAAGGAGGAGGGUAAAGAUGGAGAAUUCUCUGCAAUUGAAAAUCUUCCUGGCUUUGAACUGUUAUCUGACCGAGAGAAAGUACUUUGUAACUCUAUUAAUCUGAGUCCAGCACGCUAUGUGACAGUUAAAACUAUAAUUAUUAAAGAUCAUCUCCAAAAAAGGCAGGGCAUCCCCUCAAAAAGUCGCCUUCCUAGUUACUUGGAUAAGAUACUAAAAAAAAGGAUUUUGAAUUUUUUGACAGAAAGUGGUUGGAUAUCCAGGGAUGCUUCUUAAAUCUUGACUACUUUGAAAUAGCAUCAGUAUCAACAGAGGAACCAACAUUCGCCAUUGAUCUAGUUACCAGCUUUUUUUAAACAUCCAAGAUCUUGUAAAAAAACUCACUCAACAACUGGAUUUUUCUGUGAUGGAUCAUGUACGUGUUAGAUCUUAUUUUAUGAACCACUUUACAUAUUACCUUAAAACCACUCUGGGUGAAGUGGUUUGUUUUACCAGUGUAUCAGAAGUGAGAUGGGAAACUCUGACAAUACUUGCUGAACUCUACCUCUGCUGCACAAACUUGUAUUUUAGAUAUGAUACUGGUUUAAGGUUACUAUUCUUCACACAUUUACUUGGAAGUAUGCCCCACUACACUGAAUAGUAUUUAUUGUCAAGCAAAACCAUCAGAUAGGGCUGCUUAUGUGUCCUACUAAAUCUUGGAUAAUGAACAAAUUACUAUUUCAUAUUGGAAAUGUAUACAACAAGUUUGUUAUAUUUUUUUCACAAGCCAAGGCAUUCUGCUAUAUUGCCAUUAGAGCAGAGAAUGCAAAACUGAGUAAUAUAAAAUGGUUUAACACAGCACACCACAUCAUUAAAAUGAGCAGACUAGCUCCACAACCUAGCUUGCAUAGAAUCAUUGAAAAUGAUUUUCAGCAAAUAACAGGCAUUCCGAUUGUAAAACAUACUGGUGGUGAACUAACUGCUUUAAUGUAUAUACUAAUGUUCCACUUCUAUACAAUUUGAAAAAUGAAAGGAAGAAUCUUUGUGUGGUUUUAUUUAAAUAUAAGUAUCAACUGAAAAAUGGGAAUGAUAUGAGUUUAUGAGAAUAUAAUUGAUAUAUACCGACACAAGAUUCUUAAGCAACUGUACAUUGCUUGUGACUUGUGGUGUUCUUUAGGUUUACAAAUACAACACUUGCUUAAGCACACUUUCGCAGUCUUGGGCAAGAAUCCCCAAAUAGGAAACAUACAUAUUACCAGGCUACACAUGGAUAUAACAGGUGAUCACAAAGCAUGAUUAGUGUAUGAUGCUUUGUGUGCCUCAAGAUGUUUAGCCAUCUAUCCAGUUUACAAAAUGCAUCGAAUUGUAUUUUCUUUCCUGCUACUUUUUUCAACAUUGUAGCUGCAAGUCUUUACUUCCUUGGUGGACUUUAUAAUACCUGUGCUUCCCAUAUUCCCCUACAAACUACUUAAAAAGGAAAGAUGGACACUUUUUUUAUAUUCUUGGGUAUGAACAAUCUGAGUUAUACAUAGGCAAGAUUCUGAUAUCUAUGGAGAUUCUCAGUCAUCUAGGUUCUCCCAAAGAUCCUUUUUCAAGAGGCAACUGGACUUUCUGGUUUUUUCUUUGAAGAUGUUUUGCUUCUCAUCCAAGAAGCACUGAAGAAGUUUCUUGGAUGAGAAGUAAAACGUCUUCAAAGAAAAAACCAGACAGUCCAGUUGCCUCUUGAAAAAAGCACCUUUGGGACAAGAUUCUGAAAAAAUAU
Molecule: messenger RNA, 2763 nt
Organism: Ahaetulla prasina
Lineage: Eukaryota; Metazoa; Chordata; Lepidosauria; Squamata; Colubridae
Gene: TADA2B
Product: transcriptional adaptor 2B
Exons: 2
Coding region: 36-1298 (420 amino acids)
Biological process (GO): chromatin remodeling; regulation of transcription by RNA polymerase II
Cellular component (GO): SAGA-type complex; nucleus
Molecular function (GO): chromatin binding; transcription coactivator activity; zinc ion binding
Source: RefSeq, a predicted model, not a curated record